This is a messenger RNA of Varanus komodoensis (Komodo dragon), 4607 nucleotides long. It is a transcript of the gene RBM33, whose product is annotated as RNA binding motif protein 33. The transcript is spliced from 19 exons. The coding region runs from base 166 to 3828 and encodes 1220 amino acids. The record is from RefSeq and is a predicted model, not a curated record. NCBI's taxonomy places the organism in Eukaryota, Metazoa, Chordata, Lepidosauria, Squamata, Varanidae. Gene Ontology annotation, molecular function: RNA binding.
AAGGCUUUCGUCUCUCUCCCUUUUCCCUCAGCCGCUGGCCGCCAUGUUGUGCUAGUUUUGUGAUAGGCGGCGGGUAAUUCACCCACCGACAAUAACAACCCACCGCAGUUGUGAGAGGCAAGAAGGUCGCGGGUCUCUCACCGCGUCCUCGCAGGACCCGGCGCCAUGGCAGCCGCCUUGGGAGCAGGCGGAGGAGGCGCAGAUGAUGACUUUGAUCAGUUUGAUAAGCCUGGUGCAGAAAGAUCCUGGAGGAGGAGAACUGGAGAUGAUGACUGGGACAGUGAAUUAGAUGAUGACUUGCUAGGAGAAGAUUUGCUGACUGGCAAAAAGACUCAGUCUGAUAUGUCAGAUGAAGAACUGAAUGAUGAUCUCCUACAAAGUGACAAUGAAGAGGAUCAACAUUUCAGUACUCAGGAUGUCAGCAUCGGUCUUAAUGCUACAUCUGGCAUGGUUACUUCCUUUGAGCUGUCGGAGUCUGGUAAUGAUCCAUCUAUGGAGCAAAAUUCUGAGUAUGAACAAGGGGAAGAUGAAUUGGGUUAUGAGAAAUCGGAAGAGCCUGAAGAGUAUGCUGAAGAGUAUGCAGAAGGACAGUAUGAAGGCCCAGAGGCUGAGCUGACAGAAGACCAAAUAGAAUAUGGGGAAGAUCAGGGAGAAGAAGAGCUUUAUAAUGAUGAAGUGUUAGAACUCGAAAUCAAUGAACCUCUAGAUGAAUUUCCAGAUGAAGAAUAUAUGCAGUCCUACACAGAACAGCAAGUAAUUGAACAGCAAGAAUAUGUAGCUGAAGAAGAACUGGAAGAGGCUCCUGAUACCCAGACACCUCCAAAUGAGUCAGAAGAGGCAGUUAUUGAAAAUCUGGAGCUUCAAGAAGAAACCAAGGAAGAGUCUGAUGAAGAAGAGGAAGAUGAUGAAGAGUCUGGUCGAUUACGUUUCAAAACUGAACGGAAGGAAGGAACAAUCAUUAGGCUAUCAGAUGUAACAAGAGAACGAAGAAACAUUCCAGAAACUUUAGAACUUUCUGCAGAAGCCAAAGCAGCACUGCAUGAAUUCGAAGAGAGGGAAAGACAACUGAAGCAGGGCCGUUAUGGGGCGAGACGAGGAGGAAGGAGAGGAGGGCCUCUAAUGUGUCGUGGAAUGGGAGAACAAAGAAGAGACAACAGUGAAAGGGGAAGAAUGAAGGAUCACAGACCUGCACUGCUGGCAACCCAGACAGCUGUUACGACACAUUCAGACAGGAUCUUUCGGCAUCAGCAACCCAUUAGGAAUCUCUUCCAGCAGCAGCAGCAGCAGCAGCAACAGUUACAGGGUCUGCUACCCAUUCCCCCUCAGCAUCAUACACCACCCCCACCCCCUCAAGGGAUUCAUAUGCCACCCCAGCUAGAAACACCAAGAAUACUGAUGACUCCUCCUCCAGUGACAUCCCAGCAGCCAAAAAACAUACACAUAAACCCACACUUCAAAGGGACUGUAGUAACGCCUGUACAAGUGCCCUUGCUGCCAGUCCCAACCCAGCCAAGACCUGCUGUAGGACCCCAGAGAUUUCCUGGCCCUCCUGAUUUUCAGCAGAACCCUCCUGGCCCUGUUCCUGCCAACUUCAGUCAAGCCCCAAGACUCUCCCUCCAGGAUCAGUGGCGAGGGCCACCACCGCCUCUGCCGCCACCACCUCCACAGGACAGAGAGCCUUUCUUCAUGGGAGAUCCAAGAUUCCCCAGCCAUCCUUUGUUUGAACAGCGGAGCCCACCGCCACCGCCACCGCCACUCCUCAACAGCACCCAUCCUGUUCCCACUCAAAAUCCACUGCCUUUCAGUCAGCCUGGACCAGGUUUUAAUCAGCAGGGGCAGCAGCCCAUGUUUCCCAGAGAGAGGCUGGUGAGGCCAAAUAUUCAGCCUCCAGGCCCAGUGGGAGUCCUCCACUUCAACCAACCUGGAGCAGCAAAUGCACGGCCCUUCCUUCCGCCCAGGCAGUCAUUCCUGCAAGUUCCGGGGCAGCCAUUCUUAACGACUCUUACGCAGCCCAGCAUGCAGGGUCCCUUGCAUCCACCUUUGCAGCCUCAUCAGCAGCACCCGCAGCCGCCGCAGCAGCACCAGCAGCACCCGCAGCAGCAGCACCCGCAGCAUCCGCAGCCGCCGCAGCACCACCAGCAGCAUCAACCACACCAGCAACAGCACCACCUCCUGGCUGUGCCGCCGCAGCCCCUAAUUCCGGUCGCCCCGUCCCAGUUCAGACCUCACAUGCAGACUUCACAGCAACAGCCAAGCAGCAACCGGCUGCAGUGUCAGCAGCGACAAGGUCUGGUCAAGGCUAGGCAUAACACACCCACGCAGAACAUUGUAAAGCGUCCAAAUCAGCAACUUCAGUCACCUGCUCCAAGGAACAGCAACUUACGUGAACUGCCGAUUGCGCCCUUGCACGCAAUUGAGGCUGCAAACAACCGAAGGACCUCAACGCCGGCUGCACAAGUGAAGCCCAUUGCCAGUGCCACCCCUGCCAUGAGGCCUCCUGCAGGUGUCAAGACCCAACAGGGCAGAACUGAGAUAAAACCCAGAGCACUCACGCCAGUGGCACAGCCUAAAGCAGAGACCAAACCGGAGCCAGAGUUUCCUGAUGAAGAUGAAGAAACCAGACUUUACCGCUUGAAGAUAGAGGAGCAGAAACGUCUAAGGGAAGAGAUUCUGAAACAAAAGGAGCUGAGGCGGCAGCUUCAGGCUGGGGCUCGAAAGAGAGAAUUGCUUGAAAGGCUCGCGCAGCAGCAGCAGCAGCAGCAGCAACAACAGCAGCAGCAGCAACAGCAGCAGCAGCAACAGCAGCAGCAGCAGAGUUCUUCAGUGCAACAGCAGGAGGAGGAGACUUCACAACUGUCCACCAAUGGAAACCCUUUGCUUCCCCUUCCUGGUGUACUGCCCCGCCAAAAUGUGAAGUAUAGGCUGAUGGUUAAAAAGCAAGAACCAGUAGUUCCAGCCCCACCAGCUGUUCAGCCUAAGCCCACAAACGUUCUGCAGGCUGGAGAUAAUGCCCAGUUCCAAGGACAGCAAAUAAAAACAGUAAAGCAGCUAAGGCAGACUAGGACAAUGCCCGAAAAUGAGCUCCAGCUGCCUUAUAAAGGGCUGCAAACAAAGCCUGCUGCAGUGCACUUGAACCCAUCUCAGAUUACUCGGGUGGCACCGGUGCAAGGUCAACCUCAGGAACUGAAGCCUGGGGUGAAAAGGACUGUCAUGCAGCGGGCAAACAGUGGUAGUGGAGAUGGGCCCCAUGUCGGCACCAAAGUCAGGGUGAUUAAGUUGUCAGGAGGGGGUGGUGAGAAUGUUGGCUUUUCUCACUCGGAGGGGCUGCCCCACCGGCUCCAGCAACUGCCAGAACAGAGGCAUCAGCCAGUGCGGAAGGUCACCCUAACAAAGGGAACAGUCCAGCAGCCCCAUCAGCCUCACCCACACCCGCUGGGUCAGAGUCACUCCACACUUCCUCAGGGGCUGAAAACCAUCCCAGGGAUACAUCAAGUGAAAAAGGUCAUUCCGCAUGGGAGAGGCAGAGGCAUGGCGGGCCAGAUGGGCCGUGGACGCCUGAUGCCAAAUAAGCAGAAUCUGCGAGUGGUAGAGUGCAAACCUCAGCCCUGUGUUGUGUCAGUUGAAGGGCUUUCUUCGUCAACCACGGAUGUCCAGCUGAAAAGCCUGCUGAUGUCGGUAGGACCCAUUCAGAGUUUACAGAUGCUUCCUCAACAACGAAAGGCUAUUGCAAAAUUUAAAGAACCAGCAGAUGCUUUGAAAUUUCAGCAGAAGUUUCACAGGCAUAUGAUAGAUUUGUCCCACAUCAACGUGGCACUGAUAGUGGAGUGACCUGCUGAACAGGAGUGUCCGUAUUAUGUGACAAGUAGCAUCUUGCGGAGGAAGUCACAAGGGCUGGAUCUCCCUGUGAUCUCCAGGUCCAACUCUGCAGUAUCCCUUUGGGACUCCAGGCUCCUCCGUGACCCUACAGGCAGCAACAGCAUUGCUGCAAUGGAAGCUCAUUAUACAAGGAUUAAGAAACAGAUUCAUCCUCACCUUCUCUGAGUGUACUAAACCCUUGGAACUAUAGGUCCCACCCUCAUGUGCGAAGAGCACACACAGAUACUUUGCAGGAGUAAAUUGUGUGUUCACAGUGACUCAGAUGGAAAGAACACUAACUUUGAAGGGUUUUUUUUUAAUGUUUCUUCAUAGAAAAGAAUAUUUGAUAAUGGUUGCUCUUAUCUUCAGCAUAGGGUGCUUACAUAAAGAAUGCACCAAUACCUACCUUUUGUAGCAAAGUAGGUACAUACAUAUAACAUGUAGAAAGAAACACAGGCUACAUAAUUUUGUUGGUCUUUUGCCAAGAGGCUUCAGAGCGCAUUCAUAUUCCCUGUGGGGUCAAAGUGGUUCUUUGCGACACAGAGUCCCUCACCUACCAGCAACAGCCUUUCCUUUCUAACGUUGCUUUGCAGGAAUGACCUUGCCGUUUUGCCCCGUAGGCUUCACAAGCAGUGUUGUUUUCACCCUCCUAGAAUCUCUGAAGGACGUAGCUUUUAGGGGUUUUUUAUUACAGCUUUUAUUGUUUCCAAGGGUGAUUACAAGGUGCUGAGCCAAUGUGCGUGUGUGUGUGU